AUGCUGCUGCUCAUGCCCUGGAUCAUGCUGCUCAUCGGUCAGGUGACCCCCCGUGCAUUCAUCUUCGCCUUCAUCGCUGACACCUGCGUGGUGGGCUGCCUGUGCGUCUCUGCGUUCCUCCUGUUCCACGUGACUCUGAUGCUCCGCGGGCAGACCACGCGAGAGUGGUACUCCAGCCGCCGGCCGUACAGCCUGGGCUGGCGCCGGAACGUGUGCGAGUGCCUGGGGCAGCGCUGGUACCUGGCCUGGCUGUGCCCGCUCAUCCCCUCACCCCUGCCCGGCGAUGGGAUCCACUUCCAGGUCACUGCACCCCUGGCUGAGACCCCCGGUACUGCGGCUCAGGGGCCAACCAGAAACUAGUCACCUUCAGGGGGAGACCGGCCACAGCUUCACUCCUUGGACUGUAUUGUGAGCAACAUUGGAGACUGGCAUUCGGUUUACUGAUUUAAACACUAGUAGAUCUUAAUAUCAUCAAGAGACAAAGAGUUCUGGAAAGUUCUGUCAUUGAAUUUCAGUUUCUUUUGGCGUUUCCAAAUUCAUCACUAUGUUUGCUGUUAGCUACAGUUACUUCAGACAAGUCUGAAGUUCUGAUAAAGUGCCCAGGCAGUGGGAAUGCUAUCCCAAACUUUAAGCUGAGGGAACACAAAGCCACUUUUUCGGGAACAGCGACUUGAAACCUGGUUUCAGGAGACCUGGUUUGAGGUUGCUGGCUCAAACCCCAACACUCCCCUGGUGUGCCUGAAACCUAACCUCCUGAAACCAAGUUCCAACCCAGCGGCUUUGCGUUCCGAGCUUUACUGUUUCCAAAGUCAGUACCAUCAAGUGUUUUAGAGUUACAGGUACCGCCAGCAUUGAAAUAAUCAAUAUACUCAAUCUGGCAGCGAAGACAAACACCUCAGUGCUAUCGCCCCUCUGUGGCAGUCUCUCCUCGCUUGUUGAUUUCAGUGUAACGCACUUAGAACCAUUGUGUAGCCACUGUGAGCUUCAAGACAUCAAGGGGCACAGGCUGGGUUAUAAGAACAAGGUGUUUAUUGUGCUGCCUCGCGGUACCCACUAGUCCUUGUGAGAGUCGUCUUCCGUAGUCUGCGGUGGGGAGAAGGAGAGGGUCAGCUGCCAAAGAAGCCAUUCAAAAUGCACCGCUGUGCACUAGAUGGCGCUGGUGCUUAGCAGUGGAGCUAUGGCUGAUCUGGCCUGUGGUACAGGUGUCUGUGGCAGGCAGCUGGAACUGGUGAGCAAUUCCUGACCUCUUAACACAGACUCAUCAAACGUGUAAAGAGAAAAAAAGCAAUUCGAUUCUCAGUAAGACCCAUGUGGAAUGAUUGCAAACAUCAGGAAACUGUGAAGGGACAGCGAGACCAGCACUGACACACACAUACACAGAGACUGACACACACACAGGCCCUCGUAGUCAUGUAAUAAUUGCUCAGCUGUUGACAGAUUUGAGAGUUUAUCGGAUUUCAGCCGCACGCACUCUGAAACGUCUGCAGGAGAGCAGGGGUGUGUGGUGCAGUUUGGCGCAGAAUCUAGGCAGGUAUCGCGGUCCCUGUGUAGAGCGUGACAGUCAUGAGGCCACUUGUUUUUGCACUAAGUGUGUGGUUUACACGUGACAGAUCUCAUUCCCAAGAGUUUGACAAAGUCAUUCUUGCUUCAGGUCGUCAAUACGGGCUUUCCUGCAAAUGAUCUGAUCCAUAGAAGACUGUACUUAUACUAGUUGUUUUGAGAAGCAGCUAAAUUAUCUUAAUCCAUGCUUGUUUUAUGUUCACCUUUUAAAACUGUGCUGUACUUCUGCCAACUUAAAGUGUGUUUCCAGUAUAUUCAAUUGUAAUCAGUAUUUGGACGUCAGGUUCUUAUUUAAGAAAGACCCGUUUUCAUAGCUAAUGUGUUUGAGUCAUCUCGGGCUGCACAAUGUUACAGGAGAUAAGCCGGUCUUGUUAGGUGCUGAUUUCGAGUGCAGCUGUGCAAAGCAUGCUGUUGUCAGGCUGCUGUCUGGGACAGAAUGUUUUAUUCCCUGAGAAAGAAUCAAUAGACCUGACCUCACCUGACCCGGUGCAAGCAGGAGUUGUCUGGUGAACAUGUUGCUGACACACAGUGGUAAGCCAGCACUAAGCUUUGCAAAGGGGUGCAGAGACUGUAUAAACUGCAGCACUUGGAGGUGCAUUGGAGAAGCAUCAAGAUCCUCCGUGAACGCACACCAGCGCCGUGUCUGAUGCUUUUUCCACAAACUGCUAGCUUAUAGUCAUUUAGCAGACGCUUUUAUGCAAAGAGACUUGCAGAGACUAGGGGGUGAACUCUGCAUCAUCAACAACUGCU
Molecule: messenger RNA, 2310 nt
Organism: Polyodon spathula (Mississippi paddlefish)
Lineage: Eukaryota; Metazoa; Chordata; Actinopteri; Acipenseriformes; Polyodontidae
Product: probable palmitoyltransferase ZDHHC24
Exons: 2
Coding region: 1-360 (119 amino acids)
Source: RefSeq, a predicted model, not a curated record